GCGAUUUUUUCUCCCGAGUUGCGGUGUUCUCGCGGUUGCAAUUCAGAGAGGCGAAGAAAAGGAGCGGUGCGUGAAGCACACUUUCGGGCACUGCGAGGCGUGACCACGAGCUUCAUCUGCUGGCUAGUUUUCAAUUCGACAAUUCGGCCGCAAAGAGCGUGGAUGCCAAAAGCCAGACCGGCACGAAAAACAGGGGGACGACCUGCGAAUUGGGGCAGCGCCGUGCCUCCUAAAACCAAAAACUGACAGAUGUCGGCGGUUCCGACAAGCGCAGGCGCGCCCCACCUGGCGCAAAUUCGAUUCACAUUCCUCCCUUUCUCGUGUUUCCUUGGCGUCGACGAGAUUUCCGAAACCAGCUCAAAGUCGCCUUUUUCUGGCUCGGACUCGGCGCCGCUGUGAACUGAGCAAGCUCCGAGGAAACCCUGAACGUGCUUCUCGGCUGUUUCUCACUCUUUGUUUCCCAAAAGAAUCUGCGCCGAAUCCGAGAAAGACGAGUCGCGAGGCGCACGCUGACUGCCUUUUUCUUAGAGUCCAAUAACGUGGGCAACGCCGCGAACAACCGGUGUGAACCGUCUCUUUUUUAUCCCCUUUUUCCACAAGUAUCGAGGAAAUCUACGAACGCCGACGCAGUCGGCUUUGUCUGUUGCGAUCGUCGGUCCCUUCUUUCGCUUUGUACACUCGGCCUUCCGUCGGUCCCUCCGAAGCGUGGAAUCGUUGCCCUCCUCUCCGAUAGUCUGCACCUCUCCUUGUCUGACGAGAAGUCGGCACACCCGACAGCUUGCGCUUGUCUUUCACUUCACUCUUCUCGCACUCUUUCAAUUUGUCUUCCCCCUGUCUUCUUUUCUGUACCGUGUGGCAUCCCAAAUUCUCCGAUUCUAGUUGUUGGCUCUCCUUGCACGGCUGUCUCUUUUCGCCACCCAGUCUGAGCCUUUCCGCAUCUGCCCUCUUCUUUUUCCCUCUUUUCUGCUCUCUUCCUCUCAACAGCUUUCUGUCUCCAUCCUUGUCUCGUCUGGCCUGACUCUCUGUUCCUCUGUCUUCCUCUCUCUUCUCCGCCCUCCUCUCCCUCCUUGCCUCCGUUUUGUCUCCCUCCAGUCUCUCUUUGUCUCCCUCGCUCUCUGUCUCCUUCCGCUGUCGUACUGCUCUGCUUCGUUUCUCCGAAGAGACCUGGGACUGAAGCCUGUCUCCGUCUGGUCAGGAAAACAGGGCGCAGGUCGGAGACAGGGCCGCGUGGGUCUUCCUCUGGGCGGGAGGCGACUGCGAUUUUUAUCUUUUAGUUGUCUCUCUGCUCUUUUGUCGUUUGCUGGAAACUCCGAUUGACUCUGCGUCUUCGUCUUGAGUCCCUGAACCGCUUUCUCGAUUCUCCUCGUGGGGGAGGCGCAUGCGCAGUUUUUUUUUCGGUCGGCACCCUGGCCGUCCUCAGCAGUACCGUUGGCGGUUCUGGAUUCCCCGAGUGCCUCUCUGUGUCUCCUCGACUGUCGGAAGAACUUGAAUCCGAUACACAGAGACCUUCAAAAUCGAGUUUCGUCGUCUUCAGUUCCGAGAUACAGACACCCCAGGUCUUUAUGAUUGCUGUAUCUCGUAGUGUACUUCGUCUCUGCAGAAACCAGUUGAGUUCUACGCAGGGAUCCGCAUGCAUGCUCGCCGGGCGCGGGGAAGUCGUGUUUCGAUCUUUCCCGGGGAAACUGCGUUUGAGCGGAGCUGAUGGGGCUGCCGUCUGCGCAUGCAGACACGGUGGGUUCAGACGCGUCUUCUGCGGGGUCCGUAGACGCUGCCUCUUCUUCGUCUCAACCUGCAAGCUCGGGAGCUGAGAAGCGCGGAGCCCAUGGUAGAGUAGAGGCCAGCAACAACGAUGGUCCCUCAGAGAGUCCGCGCCUCUCUCCGCGGUCUCCUACACAUUGUUCGUCUCUUUCUUCUCGUGUCUCUGCCUGUGCGAUGACGCCGCCGCUUGGAUGCAACCCCGCACAGGGCGGGGAGGGCGAGCGGAGCGGUGGGCUGUCCGACUCGCAUCCGACUGAGUGCAACAACGGCGCGGCUGCGACUUGUGCUGUCGAGAAGAACGCUGUCCCACCCGUCUCUCCCGUCGAGCGAGACGCCCCAGCACCGGUACCUGUCUCUUCUCCAGGCUCGCCGCCGAAUCGAGCCCAGAAGACUGCUGCGUCGCCUCUCUUAGGAGCUUCUCUGGAGCACAGGGCCUCGGGGAAGAAGCGCAACGGAGCGAGUCCUGGCGAGAUCCAGCAGGGAGACAGCGGGCAAACAGGGGAGGCCGCGGAAGAGGGCUGCGCCUCGGCGGUCUCGAAGUGUACAGAUGCCGAAGGAUUUCCAAUUCCAGAUCCCCCGCGAGUCGCGGGCGCCGCGCUUCUCCCGUCCGCCGCCCCGGCGGGGCCUGCGCGCGCUUCGGAGGCGAAGCUAGAGGAGACUGCUGCUCGCGGCCGCAGCGUGAAUCGCCGGCGCUCGGGCUCUCCGCCUUCUGACGUCUCGCCUGUAAACACUGUCUCUGCUGUUUCUUCUCUCCCUGCUGCUUCUGCGUCGUCUGCCCCCUAUCCGUCUCUUCCUUCAUCUUCUGUUGCAUCGUCUUCAAUCUCUUCUUCGGCUGCUUCUGCGGCUCCGAGUCAGGCAUCGUUACCUGGGGCGUCAGUGCCAGGCAACCUUCUAGGUAACCUGGCAGCUUGGGCGGCGUUUGGGGCGCGGGCGCCUUCUUCCCCCGCAGCGCUUCUCUCGGCUGCUCUUUCGCGUUCCCUCCAGCCGCUCUCUUCUCCGUUAGUUCCUUCCACGCCGCUCCUGGUCUCCCCGGGCGGUUCGUACGCGGGUCUCUCGGCGUCGGCGCCGCGGCCGAGUCUCUCCGUGGCGCCCGCGACCUCUUCCGCGCUUCUCAGUGCCUCUUCGCUGGCCCCGGGGGGCCUCGCAGGUCCUGGCGCGACCCCACCCGCAGUCGUCGCACCCAGCCUUGUGGCUGCACUGCGGAACCUCCCGUCCUUCGGGCUCCAGCCGCUGCAGCCGCGGUUCGUGAGCCGCGCGUCUGUGGACGGUGCCGCGCCGCUGGCCUCUUCGCCUUCUUCGCUCGCCGGGGCCGCCGCGUCCCCGACGCACGGGGCGCCGUCAGUGAAUGGGGGCGACAUUCCGAAUAUAAGCAGACGGCGGAGCGCCGGGGCGAACGCAGUGCCCGGAACGAAUCAGCACAGUUUUUCGGGGCAGACUCCGCAGCUCGCCUCUCCGUUUCUUCCUGGGAACCUCCUCCAGGCGGCUGCGUUGCUUUCUUCGUCGCAAAACCAUGUCGCUCUCCUCUCUUCUCUCGCCUCUUCGCUUCCUGCCUCGACGCCCUUGGCCCCGCGCUACCUCCGCCCUCAGGGCCUGCCCGCGGGGGCCUUGUCGCCCGUGGCGCUCCAGCGCCAGGGCGCAUGCAGUCCGUCCAGCAGCGCUGGGCCUCAGGCCUCCGCUCUCGCGAGUGCAUGUCCCUCAACCGAGGCGCUCGCGCCGACCGGCGGAGACAGCGCGCCCGCGAAGGCCGCGGCUGGCGGGGCCUGCGGGGACCCUCUGAGUGUCGAGCGAGGAGGCUCGGGCCAGCCAGAAGACGUUUUGAACGCUGAAAAGGAAGGCGGCGAUGCCACUGGCGCGCAGGCCUCUCAGGAACUCGGUCUGGAGGCGCGAGAAGGCGAUCUCAAGCGCAGGCGACCUUCCGACCCCGCGGUCCCACAGUCGCUCUCUUCUCCGACAUCUUUCUCUCGAGGUUCUUCAUCUGCUCGUGCUGCAGGUUCUCGCGCGUCCUCGUCUUCGGGCCAGAAAGGAGAGAACGGGCUAGAGGCUGAUGAGGACGCGGUCUGCAGCGUCUGCGUGGUGGGGGAGUGCGAACAGCACAACAACAUCGUUUUCUGCGAUGGCUGCGGCUGCGCAGUUCACCAGUUUUGCUACGGCGUCAUGCAGAUCCCCGAGGGACCUUGGUUCUGCUCGCUCUGCACUUGGCUCCGAAAGAAGAAGGGCGGCGCGGACGCGGCCAGCCGGAAGAAAGAGGACCGGGCCUCGACGCCGAGUCCUCUCGACUCCGCGGCGGCAAGCCCGGAAACAAGCCAGGAGUCUCCCGAAAAGAAGGCCGCGGCUUCGCAGCCCGUCGACUCGGCCUCGUCUUCUCCAUCGUCCGCGUCUGCGUCUGCUGCUUCGCCGGCUUCUUCGGUGCUGUGCAAGCUCUGUGGUCAGGGAGGCGGGGCGAUGCGGCGAGGCCCGGAGAAACUGUGGGUUCACAGCUGCUGCGUCUUGUACUGUCGGUCGGGACCCCAGUUUCGACGCACGCUGCAGCUGGACGAGCCGGUGGAUAUUCGGCCUUCGCUCUCUGUGGCGCGCGCCAUGGCCUGGCGCUGCGUUGUGUGCAGGAAACGAGAGGGCCUCCCGAUCUCCUGCGGCUUCCCAGGGUGCUCAAACCGACUCCACGUCACCUGCGCCCGCGCCGCCAAGUGCGUCUGCGUCAUCGCCUCUCUCUGGGAGGGUCCCGUCGAAGGCGCCGGCCGCGAGCGCGUCUGGAAAGCUGUCUUCUGCCCCACGCAUAACGACCCUGUAUCGAUCCAAGCCGCCAAGGAAUUCGAGAGAGAACGCGCCUUCGCUGCUUCGCCUGUACCGGCCUCGACCCUCGCUUCGCUACCGGCUGGCGGGGUGUCUCCUGUCCACGUUGGAGUGUCUCCUCUGCAGGCGGCAGUGGCUCCUGUGCCGGCCGCGGGGUCUCCGUUCUCCUCGCCCCAGGCGCCUGGGGGGGUCAGCGAGGGCGAAAGGCGGCUGGAGGAAUGGGCACAGCAGGGCCGCGCGUUGGGGUCCAUCCCCGGCGGAGUGGAGCCAGUCCAUGUUGCGACUUCGUUCGGCGUUGCUCGAGCGAGUGCGCCACAGGCUGAGCAGGGCUCUGGAGGGAAGCUCGAGGCGACAGAGACUCCGGCGGCCGACAACGCAGUCAAGACAGAGAAGAAGGGCGACGCGAUUUCGGGGAGACGCGAUGAAGAGGCCAGCCGGCAGGCGUCGACCCUCGGCGAUGCCGCGCAGGCCUCUCUCGCUUCGCUCUCUUCGUCUCCAACUCAGAGCGGGUCUCGUGCUGUGGGUGGGGGAGCUGGCGUUCGUGCCGCCGACAGCAGAGACACCUUAGGCUCUGCGCCGCCCCUCUCGCGAGCGCUUCAGGCCCGCCAGGCCCCUGCCUCCGGGCUCGCGCUGGAGGAAACUUUGAACGCGCUCCAGCGCGGCGUGCCCCCGAGGGCCGGAGCCCCGUCGCUGCUGUCUCCGGGGGUCUCUGCCCUUCGGCUGCUGCCCGGGGCGACCGCGCCUGCUGGGGCUCCAGCCGCGAGCGCCGGCGCCUUCCAGCAGACGCCCCUGAGUCUGGGCUCCGUCUUCCCCUUCGGGGCCGCGAGCGGAGUCCAGGGGACUCAGGGACUCUCGCCCGAGGUUUUGCAGAAGCAGCUGCUGCUGCAGGCCCUGGCGGGGGGCACAGGUCCCGCACGGCAGGGCCAACAGGCCCAGAAACCCCAGGGGUUCGCGUUGGGGAGUGGCUUGACGUCGCCGGCGAUCGCGCCGUUCCUCGACGCUUUGGUGAAUCCUGCGAACCAGAAGAAGGACGAUGCGCAGCGCGCCCACCCUGCCUUGGCGUCCACAUGGGGCCAGCCCCUCCUUGGGAACUUCGCAGGUCAGGGCGCGAACUUCCUCGCACCCUCGGGGCUCCCCGCCAGCCCUGCCGCUCCAGGUUCGAAUCUCCUUUCACAGUACGCCGCGCCGGCCUCUGUGUUCCGAGGCCAAGCCGUCGUCAGUCCCUCCGUGUGUGGCCUCCUGUGCCCCAACGUCGCGGGCGUGGGCGGCGCAGCUUCGACCCUCGGUGGGGCAGCACCGGGCCUCGGAGGGGGCGCUGCGGGCCUUGGGGGCCUCCAGGCGGGUGCCGCGGUGGCGGGCGUCCGGGGCGGCGUCGGACCGCAGUUUGCGCUUCUGCCUCAGCAGCUGCUGAGUGCUCAGACCCGCGGGACCCAGCAGGCCGUAGACCUCGCAAGGGCGAACUGUCUUUUGCCUGGCUCCUCGUUUCCCCUGCGGUUCCCAGACGCGGGGCCAAGUGGCGGGACCUCCGGCCGCGAAGGCGCCGAGUCCGCUGUAGCGGCAGGCCCGGCACGGCCUGCAGGCGGCGCGCGUCAAGAGCGCCGGGAGGCGGGUGACGCGUCGUCGUCUCCGGGGGGGCUGUGUGUGAGUGGGGCGCCGCCUCCAGGCAGUCUGGGCUCGAGCUCGAAGGCAGAGGCGCCUACGGGGCACACGGUGGGGGCCGGGGGGCCUGCCCAGGCAGACGGCGAGGCUCAGGGGCCUGCGGGUUUCGCUGAGACUUCUGAGGCGCCGCUCGCUUUGUCGCCUUCUUCGCCGCGGCCGUCGCCGCUGCUGAGGUCCUCGGGAGCUCUGCGGUCAGCGGGAAAGCGUGGAGGCCGCGGUCGGUCGUCGCAUCGCAUGUGGUUUUCUUCGUCGCGGAAAUCCCAGCCGGGCCUUCUGGGGUCUCAGGCCCGCGGCGGCAUGUUGGGCUCGAAGAACGGCCUUUUGGGUGGGGCGUUCUCCACGCAGCUGCUCGAGGGUGGCGUGGGCGCGGACUUGCUCGUGGACGGCGCCCUCGGGGGCACCGGGGGCUCUCACGGUGUACAUACACCCGGGACGACGCGUGGGAGCCGCGUGCAGUGGGGUCGGUUCGACUUGCUGUUUCGGCGGGUCCCCGUUGGCCCGUUCGCGACAAACGUCUUGGAGACCUUGAAGACUUCACAGGAGAAGCGCGUGGCGAUCGAGGAGGCGCGCGUGAUUGAGAAAAUCCUCACUUCCCCUUGUCUCUGUCCCGAAGCGGAGAGCUUGACGGAGCCGCCGCUCGAGGACCGCGAAGUCGUCGAGGAGCUCCUCGAGUUGUACGUACACCAGGUCGACGAGGCGCUGCGGCGCGCGCGCGAGCGGAAGAAGCGCCGCAGGCGAAGAGCACGGGAGAAGCGCGAAGAGCAGGAGCGCUGCGAGGGCAGAACCGCCGAAAAAGAGGAGGGCGACGCUGAGGCUUUGACGCCGAACAAGAAGCGCAUGUCCUCGGAGAGUCCGCAGAAUCGAGACGGUGACGCCGACGCCAGUGAGACGCAAGACGUCGGAGACCACGUCCCCGACAGGGAAGGAGACCCUGGCGAGAACAUGCAAGAUAUCAAGGUGAGACUGCACAGCUCGGUCGACACCGGAGACAGUUCGUCGGGGUCGCCCUCGGUCGUUCUACCCCCUGAGAAAGCAUGCGAGGCAACGACGGCGGCCUGCGCUCUACCGAAGGAGGAGUCUGGCGGCACUCCGCAGCAGGCGACAGAUGCGGGCGAGUCCGAGUCCUCGGCGGGUGCGGCUAUCGCGGACUCCUCCAGUGUAUGUACACCGGAGGCGGCAGAAUCGAUGAAGCGGCCGAGCGACGCGAAGAAGCGGGAGCGAGAUCAAGCGAAGGCGGCGGACAAAGACGACGAAGAAGUGUGUUUGCCCUUCACAGCUCUCGUUGAUUUCGGUCCUGUCGCGGCCUGGAUUCUUUUCGAAGCCGUUCCUGGAGAGCCGCAGUCCGCAGAAGAAUGCGAGGUGCUCGAGCGCUUGUGUGAGAGCGGCUACCUUCCUGGAUCGCCUUCAUUUGCGCUUCGGAAGUUCCACAGCGACCCCGCUGUCUCUUCCCCGGGCCUCGGGGCCGUUGGCUUUCCGCCUCUCUCGCCGUCGCUCGGCGACUCGAGUCUCCCGCCGGCAGCGGGAGAUCGACGGCUGCUCGCGGGUGCGGCGCGCGGAGGCGCCGCGAGCGCGGGGGAUCUGGGUGCCGGCAGAGCAGCGUCUCUCUUUUCUCUGCCUGGAGACUCGGUCGAUGCGCCUGCUUCGCCGCUGGCUUUUCCAGGAGAGCGACAGGGGCGGCGAUCUCCGUCGCAGACUCUUGGCGCGGCGGCUCCGGGUCCCGAGGCGGGGGGGAUGCGCGACGAAGGCGGUUGGUGUACGUCUACUGCCGAAGAGGCGGAGGGCGUGAAGGAGGCGAGAGCGGGUGCGACGAAGGCUGUCAAUGUCUUUGACAGAGAGAAGGAGAACGGGCGAGUGCACGCAGACCGUGAGGACUCUGCGGACGGCGACUCGGGCUCUGAGGUGGAGACAGAGGGCGCGAAGCCGGGCCUCCCCUACCGCCUCGUCGUGAAGGCCUUCAAGACCCUGAGUUUCUACCAACUGACUUAUUGCCGGCGUCGCCUGCAGCAGGUAUUUCUGCGCCCGCACCGCCACCCGCUGUACAGACAGCUCCUGCAGGUCGAGGCGGAGCAGCGAAAGCGCCGCGAAAGAGAGGGGCAACGCGCGGGCGAGCACGUAGACCAAGAAGAAGGCGAAGACAUGCAGAAGGUAUUUCCGCUCUUUCAGCUGUCGUCGACUCUAGCGGACCCGAAGCUCGGCUCGGCCGAAAAGUUGAGAAACAAACAGGAGAAGAGUGUCGGUCUAGCUUCCAAGAAGGUCUUCUCCAAAGAGACGGCAGAGAGUCGAGAGACACAGGUUCGACAACCAGAGACUCGAGAAAGACGAGUCCUGGUGAGCGAGGCCGCGGACCGAAUCGGUUCGUGUACGCCGUCCGAGCUUGGGCAAACGCGGGAGGACGAAACGAAGGACGCCGCGAGCCCAGGGCUGCCGCCGAAACGGGUGGAGAACGCGACGGGGAGUGGAUCGCCUUCUCUCCUUGGCCCUGUGCGUAGCGAAGCCGCAAACGACGCGUGUACCCACUCCUCGCCGCUGACUCCGAAUAACGUAUCUGCGACCGGGGAGAUAGAGAGGACGAGAAACGAAGACAUGGCGUCGGACGAAAGGAAAAACAUGUCGACUGCGGCCGCGACAGAGCCUGUUCUCUCCGCCUCCCCUCUCGGCCUCCUGCCGCCGCCUCGGGGCCUGCGGCCGCCGCUGAGGCCAGAAGGAAAAGUUCAAAGUUUGCAGACGCCAGAAAGCGAGGUGCAGCCUGGAGACUCAGGCGCGUCGAUCGUGACCGUCGGCGGCCACCGGUGGUUCGUCAAGCCUUGGGGCUGGCAUGAGUCUCCGUACGCGAGUCUCGUCCAGGGCGGCGACGACUUUGUGGGAGUCCAGUGUGCCCAGUUUCUUCAGGUCUCUACCGUCUUGUCUCGGGACUUGCGUCGACUCAAGCUGCAUCUGUUACAGUCGGUCUUGGAGGAGAAUCGGCAGCCGCUGAAGGUGGUGGAGCGGCCUCAAUCCGCCGACCGCCUUCUCGCCCGCUACGCCAGCAUGCAUCGCUGGUCUCAGCUCCGACACUACCUGUGCGAGGGCGUGAAGGACGUACCGCUCCCUGCCAGUCCUCCGACGCCCGCGCCUGGCGCCCCUGCGGCGGCUCCGGGCUCGAGCGCGGCGGGCCGGCGGGGCGCGGCGCGCGAGCCCCCAGGGCCAGUGGUGGAGGCGCCGAAGCCGGCGAGCGCUUCUGCCGUGUGCCCCGCGGUGCCCCCGCACCUGCGAAACCUCUGUCAGAGUCCCGAGCAGGAGGCGCAGCUUCUGAAGCAGCGCCGGCAGCUCUGCGAGGCGCGCGCGCUGCGGGUGCCUUCCUUCCCGGACCCGAGGACCUGCUUCCUUCUCGCUCAGCAGGAGAAGUACCAGCGUCAACUCGGCUGUCUCUCCGACUCCGUCGCUGCCUGCGCAGCCGUCGCCGGCUGGGGCCUCGGCAGCAUGGGGCUCGCGUCCUGCUCUGCCGCGGAGCUCGAGCGGCGCCUCCUCCUCGCCUUUCCGGCGUCUCCCUUCUCAGGAAAGAGAGAAGAAGACGAGGGCGGCUUCUCCGAGAAAGGCGAGGACCGACAGCGAGAGACCCGCAACGUGUGUUUCGCUGACUUCGUCGUCGACCUCGUUGCAGGCUCUCCGAAAGCGGGGGGCGCGAAGGACGAGAAACUCGCGGAUCUUCUGGAGGAAUGCAAUGCGAAUUUCUCCCUCUUCCUUCACGACGAAGCCGAAGAGGAAUCCAGACGCGCCCAGAACACACAGCCGGUCCUGCUCGCCAGCGGUGUAGAGAAGGCCCGCCCAGCGGUGAGAGAAGACGAUCGCGGCGACCCCGAAGCCGCGGUGCGAGGCAAGGUCGACGAAAACACCAAAGAUGCCACAGAGAAGAAGGACGCACAGGCGACAAAGGAAGAAGUUCCGGAACAGAACGAAUCGCAAGAGAAGAAGGAGGCACUGGAACAUCCGCAGUCCCAGAGGACGACGGAGACGCAGCCGCGCCAUGCAUCUCCUCUUCCUGAGUUGGCGGCGUUCGCCUCGACCUCUCCUCAGAGUCUGGAGGGGGGUGGAGCUGCAGACACAGUCCGAGGCCCUCCGAGCGCGGAGCCUUCGGGCGCCGCUGCUUCGCCGGCCGCAGCGGCGGUUUCCGUGUCUCCAGCGUCUCCGUUGCCGGCGCGGACCGCGGCGGCCGCAGCGCCUGUGGCGGCGACGGCGGGGAGUGUGUUGGACGCGCUGGUGGGCGCGGCGGGGGCGGCCUCCUGCUGCGUCUGCUGGUGGUCGGAGCGCAGCAACUUGAAUCCGAUUCUCUCCUGUGUCCGGUGUCUGGUCCAUGUGCACAAAAACUGCUACGGCGUGGGCAAGAUGGGUGAGGCCGUCGAGGGCGACGACUGGAUCUGCAGAAGAUGCGAACUCGAGAAAAAAGGACUCGGCACUCAGUGGCUUGUCGCCUUCGAACCCAUGAAAGUUCGGUGUCAGGUCUGCGGCACUGGCGGCGGAGCACUGAAACAGACGACGGAUGGCGCGUGGGUUCAUCUGUUUUGCGUCUUGUGGCUGUUGCCGGAGGUUUCCUGUGGUGACUUCGCGUCUCUGGAGCCGUGGAAUCUGGAGGGCGUCGUCGCCUGGCGCCGCGAAGCUCGCUGCGGCCUCUGCGACCAGCCGGGCGGCAUCUGCGUCCGCUGCGCCUCUGUCGGCUGCGAGGUCUGCUUCCACCCGAUGUGUGCGUGGUUGGCGGGGCUCCAUUGCGAGGCCGAGAGUCUCCGCGGGCUCUUCCUGCCCUUCCGCGGCGCGGUCGAUCGCUGCUUCCCGCGUCUCGUCAUCAAGGCCCUCUGCUACAAACACAGUCCCGAGUUCCUUCCUGACGGCAGGCGCCGAUCUUCGGCGGUGCAGGGUUCCCUGCGCAUGCGUCGCUAUGUGACUCGCGAUCAUCGCCCAGACUUGUUCAACGCGAACGACCGCAGAAGCGGUGGCCUUCUCUUCAAGCGCGGCGGGGGUGGGGCGCGGCGCGGCAACGCCUCCGCAGGAUCUGCCUUUGGAGCUCAAAGAGCUAGAACGCAGGCCGCAGUCGCCGCCUCUCUGCCCAAAACCGAGUUCCCUGCUCUCCCUCCUCCAACGCCUUUGCCUCCAACGUCUCCAGGCACCGGCGCCGACCGACAACCUGCGACGCCGCCUGCGCCUGACGCCCAACCGCUCGCUCCGAUCGCGGUCGAAGGCGAUGUGCCGACGGAGGCCCCACACGACGGAGACUCCAAAACGGCACCCAGCAAACUCGAAGCGCUAGCAUCGCCAGCAGCUUGUCUUGAAUCUUCAUCUGCUGUCUCUUCUUCUGAGUUUUCUUCGUCUUCUGCCUCGUCUUCUUCUGCCUCGUCUUCUGCUACCUCGUCUUCUUCUGCCUCGUCUUCUGCUACCUCGUCUUCUGCUGCCUCGUCUUCUUCUGCCUCGUCUUCUUCUGCCUCGUCUUCUGCUGCCUCGUCUUCUUCUGCCUCGUCUUCUUCUGCCUCGUCUUCUUCUGCCUCGUCUUCUUCUGCCUCGUCUUCUUCUGCCUCGUCUUCUGCUGCCUCGUCUUCUUCUGCCUCGUCUUCUGCUGCCUCGUCUUCUUCUGCCUCGUCUUCUUCUGCCUCGUCUUCUUCUGCCUCGUCUUCUGCUGCCUCGUCUUCUUCUGCCUCGUCUUCUGCUGCCUCGUCUUCUUCUGCCUCGUCUUCUGCUGCCUCUUGUGAAUCUUCACCUGUUGUCUCUUGUCCUGAACUCUCUUCAUCUGCUUCUGCGUCGUCGUCUGCCGCCGCUUCGUGUGAGUCUUCAUCUUCGUCUGCAUCGUCGUCUGCCGCCGCUUCGUGUGAGUCCUCGUCUUCUUCUGUCUCUUGUCCUGAGCCUCCUUCUUCAUCUGCUGCGUCGGCUUUCACAUCAUCUGCAUCUCCUGGAGGCGUCGACGAGAAAGACGUUUGUUCCGACGCGCCUGGAAAUUCGCGGGCGUCUCCGGAGGCGGCGGCGCCCGUGGAGAAGGGGACAGAGGAAACCUCGCCGCUGGUAUGUUCGCCCGUGUCUCCUGCGGCAGUGUCUGGCCGCGGGCCGACGGGGUCUCCGGCUGGGGAGAAAGGCAGCGCGGAGUCGGUGCCGCGGACCGAGGAGAGCGCGGGGGCGGCGGACUUAACGCGAGCGGUCUUGGAGGAGAUGGAUUUGUACGACGACCAUUCCUGCGCCGUUUGUCUCCUGCCCCGAAUCACAUGCACUUCCUCGAAUCCUUUUUUCCACUGCCAGCGCUGCGGCCUCUGUGUGCAUCGACAGUGCUACGGAAUUCGGAAGGAGCACUUGCCCCUGCACCUCCGGCCCGACCUCCUCCGCAAGAUCGAAGGCCGCAAGAUGCGCCGCCUCUCGGCGCCUUCCGGAGGAACAAUGGAGACUCGGUGCGAGGAAGCAGACGGCAGCGGGGGCGGCGGCGACGGCGGCGAUGGGGCAGGGCAGGGCGCCGAGGGCACAGGGCCGGCCGCCGAGGUGGGCUCUGGACAAGCAGACGGCAGCGGGAUGGAAGACGCAGAGGAACGUUGCAGUUCGUCUCCUUCGCGGGGCGCUUCGGCGGAACUGCAGGCGGCGCCGCAGCGAAAGACAGCUGGGGAGACAACAAGUGGAGACGACCUCUCGGAGGAAGUGGAACCGGAGAGAAGAGACGCCGCGUCGCCGAGCGGGGCGGACGCCCGGGAAGCAGACGACUCGGAGCGAAUGAAGAAGCGAACGAGAGAAGAUUCCGAGCGAGAGACGUCGUGCGUCGAAACCGACGAAGAAGAAAAUGUGUGCCAGUACAAACCCCGGCCUUUCCUCUGCGAAGCUUGCACUUGGCUGCCGCCCACAGAGAAGCCCGUCUGUCUGUUGUGCCCGCGGCGAGGCGGCGCCUUCAAGCGCGUUGCCCCAACUGUCUCCUCGCCCUCCGCGACUUCUGCUCCCCUCUUCGCGCAUAUGACUUGCUGUCUGUGGACCCCAGGAGUGGACGUAGCCGCCACCCCUGCGCUCUCUCCGAUUGUCGGCGUCGAGCGUGUGUUGGAGGAGCAGCAGAACAUCAUCAUUCAACAUUUACAGAAGACGCGACAGAUGCAGAGCGUGGAGAAGAAGAGCGCCGACGAGGCCGAGGUCUCAGCUGCUACCUCGCCCCGAACUAGUACCUCCGCGGCCCAAACUGUCUCCGCGCCCUCGGCCCCAGACGCCGAGGGCGAGGGGCGCCAGCGGGAAGGCGGCGAAGGCUGCGACCGCGAAGGGCGCGAAAGUGGGGGAGAGAGGGAAAGCGGAGAGAAGGAGUGCGAAGCGAAUCGGGAGGAGGCUCUGGGGUACGAGAGUGGAGGCACAGAAAAGCUUGACAAAGACAUGGCUCUCUCGGACGAGCAGGUCGUCUCUUUCCUCUGGACUGCAUGUGAAGUCUGCGGAUCCGCCUACGGCUACUGCACCAAGUGUGCUCAGAAGGGGUGCUGCACCUACUUCCAUCCCCUUUGUGCCCAGCUGAAAGGCGCUUUCAUGGAAAUGACAGAACAACCGGGACGACGCUUCACUGCUGUCGCCUUCUGCAUGCAACACUCCCGAGUCCGGAACCAGAUCUCUCCUUCUGUGCGUCUCUUCUUGCGGCUCCGCUCUUUCCUCGAACUGUCGAAGUUGCUUGUGAGUCAAGUGUCUCGACGCGAGCGGGUGAAGCGUCUUUGGUUGAGGAAGCGGCGAGAGUUGCUGGAUGACGAGUUCCCCAUCGACUCCGCCCUUUCGUCAGCAACGCCUGUGUCAGAUGCGAGCGUCGCCUCUGGCGCUCAGAAGCCGAGAUUCUCUCUGUCUCCUUCAGGGGGCGACAUGUCCGCCCCUGUCUCCGAGGAUAAACCAUCCACGGAACCUGUGGCACAGGCGCCUGUUUCGGCGGCUGCGGGGUCGCCCUGUGCGUCGCUGGCGACGCCUGUAGUGUCCCUGCUUCCAGACUUGGUUCUGAUGAAUGCCUUGUCCUCCUCGUCCUCGAAGUUCUCUCUGAGCGCCGACGAGGCUACGAAGGCCGAGGAUGUGACUCUCAUCGCGAGCUUCGACCCCACACGGAUUGCGGCUGCGGCCCGGGCGGCGGCGACUCACGUCGUGGGUGAGCAGAGAGCUCCAGAGCGGGGCGCGGAGGAGCCGAUCGAGGCCCACACUGUGGGGCCGUCCGACGGCGGCGACGCAGUCGAGAACAAGCCUGACGCUUGUGUCCGGACCGUUCCGCAGCCUGCUGCAUCUCUCCCCAGCUGGGGAGCGUUCGAGGGCGCGCAAGGCUCUUCGACCGCGCCCGACGCGGACGCCGGAGAAGAGGCGGGAGACUGGGAAGAGGGGGACGAGGACGGAGAGGAAGCGCAAGAGGAAGGGGAGGAGCUGGACGAAGGUGGAGACGCGUCGACGAGCUCUCUCAACAGGCCAAAUAGAGGCAGCGGGGUGUCACAACGGAGCGAGCCAGGGCGAAGUGAGGCGUCGUCGUGUGGGCAGCGAGGUGGGGAUUCGGUCUUGAGUUCCCCGCGGUCGCUGGUGGUGUCUCCCUCGAGCAAGAAUACGCCGCGGGCGGCAGCGGACUCGAAGGCAAGGGAGAAAGGCCCCGUUCGCGGCGAGACGGACGACGCUGAGGGCCGCCUCCGGUCCCGCGUGUCGGCGUUGCCAGAGGGGAGGCGCGGACCUGAGGUUCCGGCGGCUCGGGGCAAGCCCGGGGACGAGGAGGAGAACUCGAGUCGAGUUGCGGGGGUCCGGUUUCCAACGCUCACUCAGCAGCUGAAGAAAGACAAGAAAAAGCCGGACGAAGAGGCGACGACGAGAGAGCGGAAUGCGUCGUUUGCCGCCGUUAUCACUCAGUAUCUGGAGCGUGUGAAGGCGCGGCGCGAGGAAGGACCCGAGCAAGAAGAAGAGCGGCUGCCUUGUGUCGACGAGAGAACGGGGUUCCGGUGCACAACUCUAAGUGAGGCCGAGCUGCAAGACCUCAUCCAAGUAGUAGAUCAAACGACGAAGGCGACCGCCGCGAGUCGCGAAGACGGGGGCGUCGCCCAGCGCAAGGGUCGCCCCACGAACCGUCAGCGGCUGAUUCUGCUCUUGAGCGAUUCGAGUCCCCGCAGUCGCCGCGAGGCAAUUCUCCUGGCCCACCAGCUGAAGCAGAGGUGGGAAGACAUCCUCAUCGGCAGCGUCGACAAAGACCUCGUCGCCCUCAAGAACCAAGUGCUCGAGCCGCCCCGAGACGCGAAGGCCGCAGGCGAGAACGCGCCGCGCGAGGAGCCUGCAACACCCGCGCCUGAGACCCACCGACCUCUCGCCCCAGUCGAGCCGGAGGAAGCCCCGCCCCCCGCGCGGACCUUCUUGCCCAGCGUCCCCGGAUCCCCCUCCCACAAACUCCGCGUCCGAGACAGAGACGGGCGUCUCAGGUGGCAAGCGACCGCCGCUGCGCACAGUCGCGAGGACCUUCUCUCGGGCGCCGCUUUCGAAGCGAAGUCUUCACUCUCAGCCAGUUUCGAGGCAAAGAGACGCAGGAAACGGAGAGAAUGAAGGAAUUUCUGGGCCGCAGCAGCGUCUUUUUCGCGUGGCGGUCUCUAGGGCUCCUACGACAGCGCUGAGUGGAGAAGGAAGAGAAAAACGAAGAGAGUGACUCACCUCCCCAGAACUGGUCACUGUUUAUGGACGUGAGAGAAAAGAGACUAUUCGAAUAUGGCUGUCCUUUGUUUCCUGGUUAUCGCUGAAGAGAAGCUGCUUCCGAAGAGAAAUUGGCGCGCCCUUGUGAGAGGAGGGAAGUGAAGCGUGAACCACGUCUCGCAAGACAAAGCAGUGAGAAGGACGGAACACGCAGAUCAGAGAGACGGCGCUUUGAACUCUAUGGAAGAGGCACACGAGGCAGAAAAAGAGAACUGGACAGGGGGGAGUGUCAGGCGAAAGAGGAACGAGUGGUAAGGAAAGAAAAGAGGGGGGCUUGUCGGUUUCGACGGAUGCGAGCGCAGUGCGCGUUUUCAUGAGAGUUCGCCCUGGGGCAGUGUCAAAGGGAGAAGAGACGAAAUCAACAGCAGGUUAAGUACGCUUGUCGAAUUUGGGAACGAGAAAGACAGAACAGAUUUCAGCCUUAAGCCGUUGUCCCCUAGAGCGAGUUAAGACGCACUGGGCGUGGUACCUGCAACACCGUUGGCUACUGCAACUAUGAGGUGGACAAACUUCACAUGGCAACCAAUCGCGGACCGCUACUCAUUCGUUCCUUCCUCUUGGCUUUAAAGAUAUGUUUCGGUUCUUUCCCGUCUCUAGCUCCGAGCAAGCGAUGGAGCGAAGAGUGUGGGCGACACCUGACACCGAGUCAGCUUCUGUGAUUGACUCCCUGAGGGUGUUCCUUUGCUCUCUGGAGGUGACCGACGUCCAGGACCGGACGUGAACAUGGUCGAUCGAGUGCGGUAUAGAUUUCUUUCUUCACUUUUGGGGGCACAGUUUGAACGUGGGUCAGCCCCUGUAGCUCCCAACCCCGGCGGAGGUGCAGGGAUUCUGUCGCUUCCAUUAAAAAAU
Molecule: messenger RNA, 16704 nt
Organism: Toxoplasma gondii ME49
Lineage: Eukaryota; Apicomplexa; Conoidasida; Eucoccidiorida; Sarcocystidae
Product: PHD-finger domain-containing protein
Exons: 8
Coding region: 1702-15711 (4669 amino acids)
Biological process (GO): regulation of transcription by RNA polymerase II
Source: RefSeq, a predicted model, not a curated record